Anopheles bellator is the source of this 2499-nucleotide messenger RNA. Its product is annotated as mucin-2-like. NCBI's taxonomy places the organism in Eukaryota, Metazoa, Arthropoda, Insecta, Diptera, Culicidae. The transcript has 2 exons. The record is from RefSeq and is a predicted model, not a curated record. Bases 1 to 2499 code for a protein of 832 amino acids.
AUGAUGCUCCAAAGGCUGGUACCCUGCCUGGCGCUGCUACAGUCAGCCACGGCGGGCUACCUGGCAGUGCCCCUGCAAUCUCCGGCAGGCGUAACAUUCGUCAACAGUCAACAGCAUGCCGGUCUGUUGGCAGGACCCGUGCGGUUGACGACGGCACCGGCGGCCAUCGUUGAUGCUCGCUCGGCCGCCGUAUCCGUGGCGCAGCAGGCUCCAGCGCCCCAGUUCUACUCCUACAACGUCCAGCAGCCCGUCUUUGGCAGGGCGAGCUACACGCCGUCCUCGGUGCAGUACCACUCCUACGGCAGUCCGUCGGUGCGAGUGUUCGAUCCGAAGUCGUUCGUCUACACCAGCGGUGUCCCCACGACGACGCACACCGUCCAGCAGCAGGUCCCAGUGACGGUGACCACCCAGUAUCACCACGACCCCCAUCAGGUUCCCACGGUGUACCAAGUUCCCGCGCCGAAGCCCGUACCAACUCCGGUUCCGGUGCCAACGCCGGUUCCCGUGCACGUCCCGGUCCACGUACCCGUCCACGUCCCAGUUCCGGUGCCCGUCGCUCCAACCUACACCAAAACGGUCACAACCGGGCCAACGUACAUUACGCCACCACCACCUCCGCCGCCCGAGGUGAAACACGUCCCGGUGGUGCGAUCGCGCAAGUUCAAGGUACGCCGGCCGGCCAUUCAGAAUCAGUUCUACGACAUCGAGGAACGGGUCAUCAUUCGCCCGGUCGGUUCGGCGCUGGUCGAACUGGAGCAACCGAUCUCGCAGACCGAAACCCGGACGCGAACCACCACGAAGACCACGUUCGCCGAGAAGCCCCCGAUCUACGUCUCGGUUCCGGCGCCAGCCCCGGUCGACCACUCGGUGGUGGAGCACGGCGAAGAAGAGCUGUACAAAACGCGCAUCGGACGGCCGCAGGUGGUGACGCAGACGACCACGGUCUACACGGAGCGUCCGUCGGUCACGCGCAAGGAUGGGUACGAUCGGAUCCAGGACGAGCGGACAUUCCAGACGCAGAAGUCGGCCGCCAGCACGGCCAAGAGCUCCGACGCGGAGUUUAUCGAUGCGCCGGGAAGUGCGGUUCCACAGGAACCGCGGCCUAUCUUCACGCAGGGACACACCAUCUACCACCAAGGACACCAGACACCGGCGUACCUCCAUCCGUUCGCUCACCCGCACCUUGCGCCACACCCGUACGUGUACCACCCGGGGAACGCAGGACAUCUGCUGCACCACGUGGCCUACGUUGAUCCGCAGCCCCACACGGCACUGCUGGCCGCACAUCCUGCCGCUCACCCUGGGGUCUUCCACGUACCCUCCUCGACGACUCCUCUGUAUCCGGUGGUAACUCCUGCCCGUGAUUGUGAUGAGCAGGGUCCACCGAAGGCACCACACUAUCUGCCGCCCACCGUGACCCCCGUAGCCCCCAUCACGCCUUCUCAGCCCCCUGUCGGCACUACCACACCCUAUCCGCCCGUAUCGUCGACGCCCGGAACUUUCGCGGACGAUGGAGACGACUACGAUGAUUCGAUCGUGGUGAAUGCCCGCGGCGGUACCCAUAACCACACCGAGUACGCGACGACGGAUUCGGACUCGGAUUAUGAUACGGCCACGAUCGCCAGCACGGUGGCCGCUCCGCCCGCGAACCGCUACCACGACAAGUACCGCGGUGAGCAGCAGAGCUCCUCCCAACAGAGCUCCUCGCAGAGCCAGGGCACGAUCGAGAUCAGCUACGCCACGCGCACUACUCCCGCCAGUGACAUCGUCGCGUUCGAUCCAUCCACCUCGUCGUCCGGUGGCUUCGAUCUAGGACCCUUGUACUCCACGCCGCGGGGAUUCUCCUUCCCAUCGACCACUCCCCGCACGACCGCGACCACUUUCAGCAGCAGCAGCAACAGCGGCAGCAUUACCGCCUCGAGCACGGCCGCUUCGCAGCGAUCGGUUACCGUCAUCUCGUCGACCACACCGCUCACGUUGUCCGCGCGGUUCAGCGAGGGCUCGGCCAGCUCGUCCACGUCCCACCAGGCCACCGCCAGCUCCCAGUCGCUCGUCGUUGGCCAGGGUCUAACGCGCGAACAGAUCCACGCCAACCAGGAGCAGUUCAUCCGGCUGCUGUCGGAACGGGACUCGAUCGCCCAGGUCGGGUACGGAGGACCGAAGGCGGACACGACCGGCUCGCUGCUCGAUGCGUACGUACGCAGUCGCGUGCUGUCGGCUACGCCAGCACCUCACGACGCCAAGGAAACGUCGCGCACCGUCAACAUCCGGCGCAUCAUCGUGUCCCGGCCCGUCGAAACGGAGCAGGAGGUGGAGGUGCGGGAACAGGCGUACGCUACGACGCUGGCGCCCCCGAGCACGGACUACGAGCACAAGCGGGACGUGAGCGAGGUCAGCACGGGGACCGCCCGGAGUGACGACGGCCAGCUAGGACCACGGGUACCGGUCUACGUCGACGCCAAACCACCGGCCUUCGUCAACGAGUCGGAUCAGCAGUAG